UACAGCAUAAGAGAUUUUUUUGAGAGAGAUUUUCUCCAUUGGGACGAUCGGGACAAUAUGGAACACUGUCAAUGGUUGAUUCGAAAAUGGCAUAAAUUUCAGGAAUUUUUCGAGUGCGAGGUUUUUCAUCAUCAAUUUCGUAAUCAAAUGGAAGAAAGUAAAGACAAAUUCUCAAACAUACAGUUUAAAGUAGAUAAAAAAAGAAAUUUGGAUAAACAACUAUCAAAACUUCAUUAUUUUUGCUUGAAGAAUUGACAUGCUAAGUAUAUUUUAUUGAAUAGUCGCUUAGGAGCUAAAGAGAUUUUUGAGUAUCUAUCACACGUUACGUCUAUUGGAAUAAGCAGGUGGAACAAAGAUGGUGGUAUCCCUAAUAGCUAUUAAUGGACUAUCGUUACCAUUAAUUUGUGAAUUUAUCGAUAAAGUUGGUUAUGCCAUACCCCAAGGCUAACGUAUCCCUUGAAUCACUCUGUGAGACCUGGUCAAACUAUUUAAGCGAACUCACCUAGCCUUAAUCAUAGUUAGUCUUCUUUGUCAUCACCGAAAGCCAAAAAGCUUCGACAAUGAAGAUCCAUUACGGAUGGACAAUACUUUGUUUCCUCUUGCAUUCAGAGUUCUCUAAUGCAAAACUUCUACUUGUUCAAGUCCUGGCGUAUCACACAGAGUAUAAACCAGACAAGAACAUGACAAAUUUGUUUCCUUUGAUGCCUAGCAUCAACAGUUCUACCAUACCGCAGGGAUCCAUCAUGUUGACGCAAAAAGGAAGAGUGAAUGCUGAUAAAUUAGGAGUCUCUUUACGUGAGGCCUAUGGGAAUUUGUAUGGCAAUACGAAAAUUUAUAUGCGCCCAGAGUGCACCGAGGAGGCAAUUGAUAUAUCCUCUCUAAUUGCACAUGGGCUUGUACCUGAAUACGUUCCCAACGAAGAUGUCGCCCAUGGGAAAUUCAAAAGCAACCCAUGGUUCGAUAUAGCUAUCCUCCGAAUGGAUCCGAUAUACAUGGGCUGGUUCCACUGUCAAAACUUUUCUCAAUUUUUCGCUCACGAUGGAUUCGAGCGAUAUGGCGAUAUGAUUACUGAACCCUUAGAUUCCCCGUACGGAUAUCUGUUAAAUCAUACAGGAAGCAAUGUGUUCGGGACCCUUCAAAGUGGAAUUCUGUACCGUCAUCUGCACGCGAGGAAACUCAUGAUGGAGGAGUAUGAGGCUCAGUCGACCUAUGACAUCCGUCUGAAUGGAGGUGCCCACAGCGGACUUUUCCUGCGUUUAGUCAGCAAUUACUUAGAUUAUGUGGACAAUAGGAAACUAUUCAUUUUUGUUGGUGACGAUAUCCACAUGGUCGGACUUCUCAAAGCUCUAGAUGUUUAUGACCAACACCAUAUUCCCGAUUACGGUAGCUACAUUGCAUUAGAACUGCACGCAAUCAAUAGAAAAUUGAUAGUCAGGGUUGUGUAUCACAAAGGCACGUCUUCCAGGGAACCACCUGUACCUCGGGUAAUUCCUGAGUGUUCGGCCACCCCGGACUGUCCAUUAUUUACAUUUGAGAGCAUUUUUAAUGAUUGCAUGCAGCUAGAGAGCUUUAGUCGGCUUGAUUGCCGCCGAUAG
Messenger RNA from Diachasmimorpha longicaudata, 1595 nucleotides. RefSeq names its product venom acid phosphatase Acph-1-like. Gene Ontology annotation, molecular function: phosphatase activity. Bases 561 to 1595 code for a protein of 344 amino acids. Gene Ontology annotation, biological process: dephosphorylation. Lineage: Eukaryota; Metazoa; Arthropoda; Insecta; Hymenoptera; Braconidae. The transcript is spliced from 4 exons. The record is from RefSeq and is a predicted model, not a curated record.